GAAGGCGGGGGAAGAACUCAGUUUUAUAUUGAGACAUUACGCCGGCUGAAGACAGAGAAUGUUUUUCCCUGCCAGGACCUGAUGCAAUCCAUUCAAGCCAACAAGUUUGGAGAGAAUGUUGAGUUCAAUCAAUUCAGAACGUCGAGAUGGAGCCCAACUCACUCCAGUGGGUCGGCUCACCGUGUGGCUUGCACGGACCUUACAUUUUCUACAAGGCUUUUCAAUUCCACCUUGAAGGCAAACCAAGAAUUUUGUCCCUUGGCGACUUUUUCUUUGUAAGAUGUACGCCAAAGGAUCCGAUUUGCAUAGCGGAGCUCCAGCUGUUGUGGGAAGAGAGGACCAGCCGGCAACUUUUAUCCAGCUCUAAACUUUAUUUCCUCCCAGAAGAUACUCCCCAGGGCAGAAAUAGCGACCAUGGCGAGGAUGAAGUCAUUGCUGUUUCCGAAAAGGUGAUUGUGAAGCUCGAAGACCUGGUCAAGUGGGUACAUUCUGAUUUCUCCAAGUGGAGAUGUGGCCUCCAGGCUGGGUCCCUGAAGACAGAGGCCUUGGCGAGGAAUGGACAGAAGGAAGCUCUGCUCAAGUACAGGCAGUCAACCCUGAACAGUGGGCUCAACUUCAAAGACGUUCUCAAAGAAAAGGCUGACCUUGGAGAGGACGAGGAAGAAACGAACGUGAUAGUUCUCAGCUACCCCCAGUACUGCCGGUACCGCUCGAUGCUGAAACGCAUCCAGGAUAAGCCAUCUUCCAUUCUAACGGACCAGUUUGCAUUAGCCCUGGGGGGCAUUGCAGUGGUCAGCAAGAACCCUCAGAUCCUGUACUGUCGGGACACCUUUGACCACCCAACACUCAUAGAAAAUGAGAGUAUAUGUGAUGAGUUUGCGCCAAAUCUUAAAGGCAGACCGCGCAAAAAGAAACCAUGCCCACAGAGAAGAGAUUCAUUCAGUGUUGUUAAAGAUUCCAACAACAAUUCUGAUGGCAAAGCCAUUGCAAAGGUGAAAUGUGAGGCCAGGUCUGCCUUGACCAAACCGAAGAAUAACCAGAAUAACUGUAAAAAAGUCUCAAAUGAAGAAAAACCAAAGGUGGCCAUUGGUGAGGAGUGCCGGGCAGAUGAGCAGGCCUUCCUGGUGGCGCUCUAUAAAUACAUGAAAGAAAGGAAGACGCCAAUAGAACGAAUACCCUAUUUAGGUUUUAAACAGAUUAACCUUUGGACUAUGUUUCAAGCUGCUCAAAAACUGGGAGGAUAUGAAACAAUAACAGCCCGCCGUCAAUGGAAACACAUUUAUGAUGAAUUAGGCGGUAAUCCUGGGAGCACCAGCGCCGCCACUUGUACCCGCAGACAUUAUGAAAGAUUAAUCCUGCCUUAUGAAAGGUUUAUUAAAGGAGAGGAAGACAAGCCCCUGCCUCCAAUCAAACCUCGGAAACAGGAGAACAGUUCACAGGAAAAUGAGAAUAAAACAAAAAUGUCGGGAACCAAACGCAUCAAACAUGAAAUCCCUAAGAGCAAGAAAGAAAAAGAGAAUGCCCCAAAGCCCCAGGACGCAUCCGAGGUUUCAUCAGAACAAGAAAAGGAGCAAGAAACUUUAAACCUGAAAAGCAGCACUGAGCCUCUCCCAGCAGCAGACAUGAAGAAAAAAAUGGAAGGGUACCAGGAUUUUGCAGCGAGGCCCCUGGUGUCUACAGCGGACCCAGAAAAGGACAGCAAAACAGAUCAAGGUGCCAACAGUGAGAAGGUGGCAGAGGAGGCAGGAGAGAAGGGACCUGCACCUCCACUCCCGAGUGCCCCUCUGGCCCCUGAAAGAGACCCCGGGGCUGGCAAACAGUCUCUCGCCUCUCCUAAUGCUCUUGUGGACUCAAAAUCUGAACCCAAACCCUGCUGUUUUACAGAGAGCCCUGAGAAUGAACUCCAAGACACAUCCUUCCCUGGCUUCCCCAGCACGCAGCCACCACUGGCAAACCAGAGUGAGGUGGACGAUGACAAAGUGCCCGCGAUGGCAGAUUACAUCGCCAACUGCACUGUGAAGGUGGACCAGCUGGGCAGUGACGACAUCCACAAUGCACUAAAGCAGACCCCAAAGGUCCUUGUGGUCCAGUCAUUUGACAUGUUCAAAGACAAAGACCUGACUGGGCCCAUGAAUGAGAACCAUGGGCUCAACUACACCCCCCUGCUCUACUCAAGGGGCAACCCAGGCAUCAUGUCCCCACUGGCUAAGAAAAAGCUUUUGUCCCAAGUGAGUGGGGCCAGCCUCUCCAGCAGCUAUCCCUAUGGCUCCCCACCCCCUCUGAUCAGCAAAAAGAAACUGAUUGCCAGGGAUGACCUGUGUUCAGGUUUGUCCCAGGCCCACCACGGCCAAAGCACUGACCACAUGGCGGUCAGCCGGCCGUCAGUGAUUCAGCACGUGCAGAGUUUUAGGAGCAAGCCCUCUGAGGAUAGAAAGAGCAUCAAUGACAUUUUUAAGCAUGACAAACUGAGUCGAUCGGAUCCCCACCGCUGCAGCUUCUCCAAGCACCACCUCAGCCCCCUUGCUGACUCCUAUGUCCUGAAGCAAGAAAUCCAGGAGGGCAAGGAGAAACUCUUAGAGAAAAGGGCACUGCCCCACUCCCACAUGCCCAGCUUCCUGGCCGAUUUCUACUCCUCUCCUCAUCUCCACAGCCUCUAUAGACACACGGAACACCAUCUUCAUAAUGAACAGACAUCCAAGUACCCAUGCAGGGAUAUGUACAGGGAAUCGGAAAACAGUUCUUUUUCCUCCCACAAACACCAAGAAAAGCUCCACGCAAACUAUCUCUCCUCUGUACACCUGCAAGACAAAAAGUUGGCUGCAGCAGAAGCCACCACGGAUGACCAACCAACGGAUCUGAGCCUUCCCAAGAACCCACACAAACCCACAGGCAAGGUCCUGGGUCUGGCUCACUCAGCCACAGGGCUCCAAGAGAGCAAAGGUGUCUCCCAGUUCCAGGUCAUAAACAGCCACAGUCGAGACUGUCACCCCAAAGCCUGUCGGGUAUCACCCAUGACCAUGUCAGCUCCUAAAAAAUACCCUGAAGCGCUCUCAAGGUCAAGCAAACCUCACCACGUGAGACUGGAGAAUUUCAGGAAGAUGGAAGGCAUGGUCCAUCCUAUCCUGCACCGGAAGAUGAGCCCUCAGAACAUAGGUGCAGCGCGUCCCAUAAAGCGCAGCCUGGAGGAUUUGGACUUCAUGAUUGCUGGGAAAAAGGCCCGGGCCGUGUCUCCCCUGGACCCCUCCAAGGAGGUCUCUGGGAAGGAGAAAGCCUGUGAGCAGGAGAGCGAAGGCAGCAAGGCAGCUCACAGUGGGCAUUCUGGUGGUGCAUCGGAAGGCCACAAGCUCCCCCUCUCCUCCCCUAUCUUCCCAGGUUUGUAUUCUGGGAGCCUGUGUAACUCGGGCCUCAACUCCAGGCUUCCAGCAGGGUAUUCUCAUUCUCUGCAGUACUUGAAAAACCAGACUGUUCUUUCUCCACUCAUGCAGCCCUUGGCUUUCCACUCACUUGUGAUGCAAAGAGGAAUUUUUACCUCGCCAACAAAUUCUCAGCAGCUGUACAGACACUUGGCUGCGGCCACACCUGUAGGAAGUUCAUAUGGGGACCUCUUGCACAACAGCAUUUACCCAUUAGCUGCUAUAAAUCCUCAAGCUGCCUUUCCAUCUUCCCAGCUGUCAUCCGUGCACCCCAGUACAAAACUGUAAGCCCAGCUCUGCCCAGCAUCCCAAGUGGUGUGGCUAGAAGAGCUUCACUCCUUACCUGGGGGUGAUGGCUUGUAGAAUUAGAAGUCAGUAUUUCUUCUAAUCUGGGGGUAAGAUCAGUUCCAGCCAAAGUGGCCAAGAGAGGAGGCGAGCAUGCCUGAUUUUUCUGGGGCAACACCAGCCUCGGCUGGUCUGUCUUGAGUCCCUUCCAACACAGAUGCCCCCGUACCCCAGAUGGUUCACUUCACACAGGGGUCUCAUGAAUGGAUUUAUGUGUGACCAGGAAGAACUCUGAGGACCCCGAGUUCCCAUGGUCAGGAAACAAUCUGGGCGAAAAGGGGGCAGGCAUUUCAAAGGAAGGGGCAAGGAAGACUGGCAAACCUAUGCCACGGGAUGCCCCAUUUUCAUAAAACUCUCCAAGGUUCAAUCAAUGCAAUGUAUAGUGAAACUUCCAUCGAUCUUUUGUUUUGACACUAUUAAACAAUCCAGAGAAGUAAACACUGUUAAAUUGACUGUAUAUAUUUGCUUCUUAAAACUACCCGUAUCACUGUUUGCUCUCCUAAUUUAUAUACAGGUAGUUCCAUUUUCUCCCAGUUCCUUCUUGUCCCUUUAUUAUUAUUUUUUUAAUUAAACAGUAUCACUUUUGUUUGCAGGUCUUCUGUUUUUGUUUUGUUUUGUUUUGUUUUGUUUUAAAGGCUAACUGACUGUCCUAGUUGUUCAUGUGUGUCUGUAAUUUUUUCCACAUCUUAUCAUUUCGAGCAGCUUUGGGUGGUAAAGUUAUUGUUUACAAAUUGAAGCAACUGAUUCUAGUGGAACAAAUGAAAAAGAAACAUUUGAGCACACCAUAGUGCAAAGAACGUUCCUUUGCAGAUCCACAACUUCUGGACUUUGUUCCUCAUAAAUGGCAUAGUUGAAAGAGCUCAUACACUGCUUACCCGACCAAAUGCUUUGCUUUGAAGUAUUGGGUGAUGUGAAAAUAUCAAGCAUUGUACUUACCUUAUCUAGGCUGUGAAACUGUUCUACAUACCAGAGAAAUCAUAAAAACAAAAACUUCACUGGCAGCAAGCUGCCGAAUAACAACAGAGUCUAGAGGACAUACUUGUGGGCUGCACAGAUAUUUUAGGAAUUCCAGAAAUUAGAACAGGAGCCAGAAUGAUUUACAUUGGUGUUGGCCCUGAUCCCUCUAAGCAGUCCGGGAAAGGGGGUUGGGAAGAGGAUGGAGCUCGACUACCCAGAAGAACACAAGCAGCCAGAGGCCCACGCUCCAGGCACCUUCCCUGGGCUGUGGACUCUGGGGUGAUAGGUAGUCAUGUUGCCUUCAUCACGUUGAUUUCUUGUUUCCAAGAAGAACUUUCCAGGCCACAUGUGUGGAGCUAAUUGGCAUACUGGAUUACCCAUUCAAAAGAAAGUCAUCCUGUUUGGGUUUCCUGGGCAUGGGUUUUGUGUGUAUGUUCUCACUUACGGUGGUUGGUGUCAUGUUUGUGACCACCUGGCAAUACAGCCCGCUUUAUAAUUUAUCGUAGUGUUGGAAAGAAAGGGUCAAGCUGUGCAAGCAGUCAAAGUAUGUGGAGAAUGUAUACUGUCAUUCUUGCCACUUCGUUGCAUUUGCUGCCAAGAUAUAACAUCAAGGUGGAUGCAUUUUCUAAGUAUGUUAAAAGUCGAUCCAUGCAGAGUGAUUUUCUUUCCAAGUCCCAUCCCUGCUGAUAAGAAUGCUUUGACAAACUCCCAGCCAACCCUCCCCUCCCCAACACUACCAGUAGGCAUUAGGACCAUAGUUAACCAGUCUUUUACCUCUGAGAUAUUUAAUUCUAUGAAAAUUGAUGACAAUUUUCAACUGAUAAAUAGGUAACUCAACUGCAAAAUAAUCAAAACUGGUAAACAAUGAAACUGCGGCUCUUAAACGAAGCCAUGCAUGCCGUGCAUUUGUAUUGAAAUGUCUCCAUGAUACGAAGCCAAAUAUUCAAUGUAACGUACUUAAUAUCCAAAGGUGGAAACAAAAGAAUGUAGAGAUCUAGUGUUAAGAGUUCCAUUUGCUUCAAUUAAUUAUUUACCUUCCUGUGGAAUAAUAUAUAUAUAUUUAAUAGAACCAUAGAUAGACUAGUAGAAUUUAGAUUAUAAAUGUGUGAGUGCAGAUUGUCCUGCUAUUGCACAAGAUAGAGGGGGGAAAAUCUCAAUUCCAGCUGGCAAAACGCUAACCACGACCAAUCCUAAGAAAGUUGCACUAGAUUGGUCACAGAAUCAGAGGACGUGGAAGAUGAAGUGAACUCCAGUGUUUCUGCGGCAGACGUGGGCUAGAUCGGACGUGGUUCCUAUGAGUUUGUUUCCCAAAGAAAAUGGGGGGCCGUCUGUCCCUGGUGGAGCUCACCUAUCCAUUUGGAAUAUGGGGCAUUUGUUUUCCCCACUGGGAUGAUUUCAGUCUGCUUUCAUCAUGUUGGAAUUUGAUCACACCAUUUUCAAACAAUGUUAACAUAGUCCAGCUUUUGUUUUUCUCUUCUCUUCCAAGAGGAGACUCACUGUUUCUGUCUGAGGAAGCUCAUACCCUCAGCAAAACAUCAGGACAAAUAAAGAGAAAUGGGGGCACACAUUCCCAACAGAAGCAGUGUGUUAUUUGUUUUAAAACUCCGCACAGAGAUCUUGGAAAUCUUUCAAAAAGACCAUUGAAUUCUUCAUUGGCUGAGAACUACAUUUUAAAAAGUCUUAAAUAGGGCUUUGUUUGCAUUGUUUGAGUUCAAGGGGCCUUAUUAUUGAAUGGAAUUGCACAAGCCUUUCUUUGUGCAAUCAGACCAUUGUUAUUGGUAGUUCUGUAAAGGAAACUGUGGGAUCUAAUUGGCAAUGGAGUCAUAAAUCUAUUUACUGAGUGUGGCUUCCAAGAAAUGUUGCAAUUCAAAAUGCACUAAGUCCGUGAUUUACUGGAGAUUUGGAGAUUCUAAAUAAUAUUUUUUAAAAGCCUUUCCAUGCAACUUCUGAUUUAACUUUUGGCAACUCAACAUAAAAAAAGAGAAAACAGCCCAAGUUUCAGAAUAAAGUAUUCUCCUAUUAAGUGAUUGGAACUUGUAAUAUUUGCCACAGGACUGACUUAUUUAUUUACUAGCUAGAAGCUGUUAAGUUCACUUGUUUAUCAGGGCAUAUACAGAAGGGUUUGUUACAACUAAAUGUUGAUUUUACAACUUUCUGACCUGGUGCAUGAAUUCUCAAGUACUGUAUUUCACUGUGUUGGUGUGUCUGAUGGAAAUUUCGAGGUGAUCCUACAAAAAUAUUUUAUGUAGUGUGCCUUCAAAGAGAACCAUUUAUUUCUCUUCACUUGUGUCCCACAAAGUCACAUUUGGUGGUGGUCAGCCAAGUCCCAUCUGGUCCAGUUUUACUCUUGUCCCAAUUUUAAAGAGAUAUGGGAACAAGUGUGCCCACACCAUUGCAAUGAUUAUCUUAAGCACUUAAAUUCCAGUGUUGGCUGUUGAUGUAUUUGAUAUUCUGCUUGUCUCCCCAUGGUUGAAAUAUGUCUGAAGAAUAGCAGCAUAAUCUCUUGGCUGUUUAUACUUUUUUAAAUUUUCCUGUGUUGUAAAUAUUGUACACUUUUGGUGAUUCCAGCUAUGUAACCUCUGCUCUGUAAGGUGAUUAUUUGUAUAUAGCAACAUGGCCCAGUGAUAUUAUAUAGUUUCUCAAUGGAGAGGUUAUUGAGUAACCUUUGCAUUAGUUUAAACACUACCAGAAGAAUGCUGAGCCAACUAUAAACACUCAAUUUUGUAUGUUUUCCAAAUUGUACUUAUUACUGCUUUUGAUACUGUAUUACGUGCCAAUAGUUUCCCAAUCACAUAGCAGGCAAGAGAUAUUUUGUACUUUUUGAUCCACUGUAAUAUUUAAUAAAAAAUGUUACUAUCUGUU
Molecule: messenger RNA, 7577 nt
Organism: Phyllostomus hastatus (greater spear-nosed bat)
Lineage: Eukaryota; Metazoa; Chordata; Mammalia; Chiroptera; Phyllostomidae
Gene: ARID5B
Product: AT-rich interaction domain 5B
Exons: 10
Coding region: 147-3701 (1184 amino acids)
Biological process (GO): regulation of transcription by RNA polymerase II
Cellular component (GO): nucleus
Molecular function (GO): transcription cis-regulatory region binding
Source: RefSeq, a predicted model, not a curated record